This is a messenger RNA of Ananas comosus (pineapple), 2618 nucleotides long. RefSeq names its product tyrosyl-DNA phosphodiesterase 1. The transcript is spliced from 17 exons. The record is from RefSeq and is a predicted model, not a curated record. Gene Ontology annotation, cellular component: nucleus. Gene Ontology annotation, molecular function: single-stranded DNA binding; protein binding; 3'-tyrosyl-DNA phosphodiesterase activity. The coding region runs from base 239 to 2257 and encodes 672 amino acids. Gene Ontology annotation, biological process: single strand break repair; double-strand break repair. NCBI's taxonomy places the organism in Eukaryota, Viridiplantae, Streptophyta, Magnoliopsida, Poales, Bromeliaceae.
GCAUAUUUAGAACACGGCGCCGAAUCGUUCCUGCGGCCCAAUCGAGGGAAACAAAAGAAGAACUCGGCGCUCGCCGCUCUAUGCAGCGCGCGCAUUGCCGAUAUUGAGAGGGUUUCCUUUUGCUCUCCUCGAGCAUCGUACCGCUCCUCAGAUUCCACUUCAAAACCCCCUCACCCCUUUCUUAUCACCAUCUCCCUCGAUCGUUAGGGUUUUUCGGAAAGUUUCCCCCCUUUUCCUCAUGUCCGCUUCUCGGGUAAAGCUUGGUGCUCUAGUUCCUCUACAAAGCAACCUGGUGGGGAAUGAUUCGCUUUCUAGAAUUCCGAUUUUUGAAGGAGCUAAUACUGUCGGCCGCUGCAAUCUCUCUGUUACUGAUAAGAGAGUUAGCCGCAAGCAUAUAAGUUUGCACGCAUCAACUGAUGGUUCAAUUGAAGUUCUUGUGGAAGGGCCAAAUCCUAUUAUUGUUAGAUCUGGAGGAGAGAGAAAGAAGAUCUGUUCUCAGGAGAAAGUCACAAUAGCUAAUGGUGAUAUCAUGGAGUUGAUCCCUGGUAAUUAUUCAUUUAAGUAUGCGACUUUUGGCAAUGAGAACACCACUUCAUCACCAACAGAUUCAAGCUCAAAGAAAGGGAAAAGGCAUAGCGAAGAGGAUAGUCUGGCAGUCAAAAGGAAUCGUCAAAUUCUUGAAGAUGAAGCUCUUGCGAGAACUUUGCAGAGCAACUUUGCACAAGAUAAUGCCACAGUUUCAGAUAUUUCUGGUAGUUCCCAGUCAAAGCCUGCCAAUACUAUUGAUUCGAAAAUGGACAAGGUUCAUCCAUUAAGUAUUCCUAAAGAAUGGCUUCCGCUGAUCUUUCGACUUAUGAGGGUUCAAGGUCUUCCAGCAUGGGCUAAUUCUUCAUCAGUGACUAUUCAGGAUGUUAUACAGGGGAAUGUGCUUGUUGCAGUUCUUUCGAAUUAUAUGGUGGACAUUGAUUGGUUGCUGUCUGCAUGCCCAGAUCUGAAAAAAAUUCCUCAUGUCCUGGUUGUGCACGGAGAAGGUGGUGCUUCACUUGAGCGUUUGCAGAAGACCAAACCACCAAACUGGAUCCUGCAUAAGCCGCCACUUCCUAUAUCUUAUGGAACACACCAUUCAAAAGCCAUGCUUCUUGUGUACCCUCAAGGAAUCCGUGUUGUCGUGCACACUGCAAACCUAAUCUAUGUUGACUGGAACAACAAAACCCAGGGCUUAUGGAUGCAAGAUUUUCCCUGGAAGGAUGUAAAGGUUAAUAACAGAGAAUGCUCUUUUGAGAAUGACCUGGUUGAUUAUCUGAGAACGCUGAAGUGGCCUGAGUUCAGUGUGAAGCUUCCCGCUGUUGGCAAUGUCGCUAUCAAUGCUGCUUUCUUUAAGAAAUUUGAUUAUAGCAGCGCUACGGUUAGGUUAAUUGCAUCCGUUCCAGGAUAUCAUAUGGGUCCCAAUCUAAAAAAAUGGGGUCAUAUGAAAAUGAGAACUGUUCUCAAUGAGCAUAUAUUUGAUAAAGAAUUUCAUAAAUCCCCCCUAGUUUACCAGUUUUCCUCGCUCGGCUCACUGGACGAGAGGUGGUUGAACGAAUUUGCAUCGUCAAUGUCCUCAGGCACCUCAGACGAUGGAUCACCUCUCGGCAUAGGAAAGCCCCUCAUUAUCUGGCCUACUGUGGAGGAUGUCAGGUGCUCUCUAGAGGGCUAUGCAGCUGGUAAUGCUAUUCCGAGCCCUCAAAAGAAUGUAGAGAAGGAUUUCCUAAAGAAGUAUUGGGCUAGAUGGAAAGCUGAUCAUGUUGGCCGCUGUCGUGCAAUGCCGCAUAUAAAAACGUACACCCGCUAUAAUGGUCAGAAUAUUGCAUGGUUUCUGCUGACUUCAUCAAAUUUAAGCAAGGCAGCUUGGGGUGCAUUACAGAAGAACAAUACGCAACUUAUGAUACGUUCAUAUGAGUUGGGUAUACUAUUUUUGCCGUCCGUGGUUCAUCCUCAAUCACAUUUCUCGUGCACAGGAGAUAGUAGUGUGAAACAGCAGCCAUCAACUCCCUUGAACGAAUUCAAGACGAAGUUGGCCACUCUUUGCCUGAACAGAAGUUCGGGAACUGAUUCUUCUUCUCAAGUGAUACGAUUACCUGUGCCAUUUCGGCUCCCUCCACAACCAUACACCUCCGAAGAUGUCCCGUGGUCGUGGGAUCGAAGAUAUACGAAGAAGGAUGUCCACGGUCAAGUCUGGCCGAGACAUGUUCAGCUAUACACGAGCGAUGAUUCUUAACCAUGUGGUUUGUGAAUCAUUGGUGGCAUGACACUCUUAAACAUUUGUAUGAUGAAAGAUGAGAGAAAUGCAUGGCAUGCAAAAUAUCAACACUCUCUCACAUAGAAUGUCACAAAGUCCUCAAAGUAAGUGAACCAACUAGGGUAGUGACUGCUACCAAGUGAUGUGAAGAAGAGGUAGAUGAUGGACCCCUCCGUCACGCCGUACAUCGCGAGGGUACGCCGAUCAUCCCUCAUCAGACGGCCAUUACUCAGCAUCAGGAUCAACCUGUUCUCAUGCAGUGUCUCCUCCUUGCUUGCAAUCUCCUUCUUAAGCACUUCUACAGUGGCUUCUUCUUCCACUUCUACAUUGAAGAAUCUCC